This is a messenger RNA of Etheostoma spectabile (orangethroat darter), 2587 nucleotides long. It is a transcript of the gene rassf8b, whose product is annotated as Ras association domain family member 8b. Lineage: Eukaryota; Metazoa; Chordata; Actinopteri; Perciformes; Percidae. The record is from RefSeq and is a predicted model, not a curated record. The coding region runs from base 452 to 1765 and encodes 437 amino acids. The transcript is spliced from 9 exons. Gene Ontology annotation, biological process: signal transduction.
AGUAGAUCUCGGUGUCCAUUUGCGUCGCCAGUGCGUUGCAGCUUUAACCGGUCCAUCAUGCCUUGCGGUGUCCCAGUUCAGUUCCGAUGCAAUUUACAACAAGCUCUGUGGUCCUCCCUCACAGAAGAUCAGAGCAGCAGGCUAACGGACAGAGCGGCAGAUGUUGAGAGCCCCAUGUCGGAUGUCCAAUGACCGGAUGGACGCAUGUUUACAUCCACGGGUUUUAAAGGCGGGGACGUGCGCACAGAUCUGAUGCAGGCGCGGAGCAGCGCGGAUAAACAGAAUCUCCCGCAUUUAACCCGCAUAACAUGCAACGCAAAGUACCGGAUUUGAACCCGGAGAGAAAUACUGAGGCUAUCGCACAACAGAGUUUCAAAUGCCCUGACACACAGUGAUCUACUGCUGAAAACAGGAUGGACAGUUUGUGGUGUGGAGGAAUGAGGGCCUCUGGAUGAAGGCCAUGGAGCUGAAAGUGUGGGUGGACGGAGUGCAGCGCAUCGUGUGCGGGGUCACGGAGUUCACCACAUGCCAGGAAGUAGUCAUUGCUUUGGCACAAGCCAUUGGACGCACCGGCAGGUAUACUUUGAUCGAGAAAUGGCGUGAGACAGAACGUCACCUGGCUCCACAUGAAAACCCUGUAGUGUCCCUUAACAAGUGGGGUCAGUAUGCCAGCGAUGUCCAGCUCAUCCUCCAGCGAACCGGCCCGUCUGUUAGCGAGCGGCCCACUUUUGAUGUGCCGGCUCGCGUCCCAGAGCGUGGCUUCUACCGGCAGAGUCUGCCACCUCUGGCCAAACUCCGCCCCUCAGGGACAGACCGCUCACUUAAACGAAGGGAACCCAAACGCAAGUCUCUGACCUUCACUGGAGGGGCUAAGGGUCUGCGGGAAAUAUUUGGGAAAAGCAGAGAUGCUGAAGCCAAACAGCCCCAGCAGCGAGGUGUGAGUUUGAACCUGAGAAGGGUUGGAGGUGGUGGAGUGACUUCUUUACCUGGAAGUCCAGCCAGAGAGCUGAGCCAGCUGGUGCAGCUGCAGAGAGACAAUCUCCAGGCACUGGAGAGCCGUCUGCUGGGCUGCGAGGCCGAGCUGCGAGACUGGGACGAGGCCACCGGCAUGGCUGAUGAAGGAGAAAACUUGGAGGGGGAGCUGCUGCUUUUAGAGCAGCAGGUGAGGAGGAACGAUGCAGAGAUGGAGGAGGAGGAAUUCUGGCAGAACGAGCUGCAGAUCGAACACGAGAGCGAGCGUCAACUGCGGCAACAGCUAGUGAAGCUGCAGGGCUGCGUACGCGACUGCGAGGCCAAGCUUUCAGAGUACCUGGCACACAUACAGAGCAUGGAGGGAGGCCUGGAGCAGGAACGGCUGCAGCAGGAGGCCGAGCUCAACCAGAGGGUCAAUGAGGAGGAGGUGCAAGACCAGCUGGAGAAAGUGAGGGCCGAGCUUGAAAUGCAGAGCCAACACACAGCGCGGCUAGAGAGCAGCUGCAGGGCGUUGGAACGCUCGCUAGGCCAAUCCAGCCAGAGAUUGCAGGAGAAGGAGCAGGAGCUGGAGCAGCUGACAAAAGAGCUACGGCAGGUCAACCUGCAGCAGUUCAUUCAGCAGACUGGUACCAAGGUCACCGUGCUGCCUGCUCAACCUACAGGAGAAAACAACAACGAUGGGGACUCUGGCUCACUGAAACGACUUGGCUCUUCUCGGCUCUUGCCCAGCAACCUUCGCACUCUUCAAAGCACCAUGUCCUCCAGCCUCAACCCUGAGGGCAUCUACGUUUGACCCCUUAAACUGUGCGGGAGACAUUAUUUUAACAGCAGGGUCGGCCUGAUGUUACUAGGGCUGUUCAUGCUGGAAGGCCCCAACACUUGACUCCCCAAACUGCUGAAAUGCUCUUGAGCAAGGCACUGAAGGAAAGUGUGGAGGAUGUUGGCAAAACCAUUACUGGGAGGAUGAGUGGGAUAUCACAAAGAACCAGUUCUUGCAUCUGUUUUGCAUCUUUGCUGCUCUGCCUCCUGUUUCAUCAGGGCUGGGACUCACACUGAUGUCAAUAUCCAUUUCCAAACUAACAUUUAAUCUGUUAGUUCUCCAAUGGGUGAGCAGUCUACUAAAAUUCUCAGAAUAAAAACAAACAAACUUCAAGCCAGCAGAUGCAUUUCUGUUGUGUUAGAACAGUUUAGAUAAACUUUAUUUUUGUUGUAGGUCAUGAACUGGAGGAUGCAAAGUUUGGAUGCAUCGGACAUGUAAAAAAUAAUCUCUGCACGAGCAUGCACAAACUGACACCAUAUCUGUGCUAUAACCAUAGCCAUAUCUGAUUGCCUUACUCUGGUGUUUUAAAACCAGACGUCAAUAAUGUUCAAACCGAACUCAAGGUAGCUACUGAACUAUGCGCCAUACAAAUUUGAACAUACAUACAUACAUACAUACAUACAUACAUACAUACAUACAUACAUACAUACAUACAUACAUGCAUACAUACAUGCAUACAUACAUACAUGCAUACAUACAUGCAUAGAUACAUACAUACAUGCAUGCAUACAUGCAUAGAUACAUACAUGCAUACAUACGUACAUACAUACAUACAUACGUACAUGCAUAGAUAGA